Talaromyces amestolkiae is the source of this 1491-nucleotide messenger RNA. RefSeq lists its product as uncharacterized. Gene Ontology annotation, molecular function: carbohydrate:proton symporter activity. Gene Ontology annotation, biological process: transmembrane transport; carbohydrate transport. Gene Ontology annotation, cellular component: membrane. The coding region runs from base 1 to 1491 and encodes 496 amino acids. NCBI's taxonomy places the organism in Eukaryota, Fungi, Ascomycota, Eurotiomycetes, Eurotiales, Trichocomaceae. The transcript is spliced from 4 exons. The record is from RefSeq and is a predicted model, not a curated record.
AUGCCGCCUCACACAACAGAAGACGAUGCGGUCAAGCAGGACAUCAAGUACCUCGAAAACCUCUCUUCAGGGCCCGACGCCCAGGAACUUCAGCCUCUGGGUCAGGCAAUGUGGGAAUCCCGCAAAAUACUCAUGUACUCCUUAUGUUGCUGUAUUGGAUCAAUGCUGUGGGGAUUUGACAUCGGUGUGAAUACCAUAUCAAUUGCUCUCCCUGCGUUCAAAAUGACGUUCGGAUAUGUGUACCAAGGAGAAUUGGUCAUUGAUGCAACAUGGAACGCUCUCUGGGGAGCCAUGACAUCCGUCGGUAUGAUUUUUGGGGGCGUGAUUUGUGGCCAGUUGUCCGAUCUCUGGGGAAGGAAAAUGAGCAUUUUUCUGGGAGCGGCGCUCUCGAUGGUUGGUGUUGGAGUGGAAUACACUGCGGCGACUGUGGGCGUGCUUCUCGCUGGAAAAAUCAUCAAUGGCUUCGCGAUGGGCUUCUUUCUCAGCAUUGGUCCGAUCUAUGUCUCGGAAGUCUCACCGAUCAGAAUCAGAUCUGCCCUGAUUGCGACCAUCAGCUUCUUCAUCUCAGCAGGUCAAAUGACCGCCAUCGCCAUCGGAAACACACGAUAUGCAAUUAUAAGCCCAUCCGCGUACAAAGUUCUCUUUGCAGCACAGAAUAAGAUCGAGGCGGCUGAAAAGAGUCUGCAGGCUCUUCACACUUCAAGCUAUGAUAUCCCACUUGCAUUGGCGUCUCUUCGUCAGGAGGUCAUUGCUGAGGAAGACUCUAAUGCCGAACAGGCUGGACAAUCAUAUCUGGACUGUUUCCGGGGAACGAACUGGCGCCGCACUCGCAUUGCGUGCGGCAUGUUCCUUAUUCAACAGUUCAGUGGCAUUGCGUUCUAUUCCCAAUCUCUAUAUUUUCUCGGCAUCAGUGGCUUCAGCAUAGCGCUCUCUUUCCAGCUAGCCCUAGGAGGAUUUGGAGCCGGUCUCUUGGGCAAUGUUCUCGCCUGGAUCGCAAUGGGAUAUACCGGUCGUCGGUCAAUGCUAUUCAACGGGACACUGAUUAACCUAGCAGUCCUCCUCUCAGUCGGUUUCGCGGGCAUAUUCAGCAACGACCACAAAUCUGCAAUGCUGUACAUUGCCAUUGUAGUCAAUUUUAUCCAGCUAAUUUACGCAUCUACCAUUGGCGCAGUCUCCUGGAGCCUCAGCGGCGAGAUGAGCUCUACAGCACUGAGAGCAAAAACGCAGGGUCUCUGCACGUUGACCAAUGCCGCUGCCAAUUGGGUCUUUAGUUUUGUCACUCCGUAUUUGAUUAAUACUGACCAGGCCAAUCUCGGCGGCAAGGCGGCUUUCUUCUGGGCUGGAUUAACGGCAAUUAGUGCACUCUGGGUAUGGUUUGAGGUGCCUGAAAUCAAGGACUUGUCUUUUGCUGAGUUGGACCUUGCGUUCAACAGCAAGACGCCCACUCGUCGUUUUCCUAAGGCUGGGGGAGAGCAGCGCCAGUCAGCUUAA